UAGAUCCACAUAAUAAGUUUGCAUCUAAAGGAUAUCGUAUCGGAUACCUAUCCCAGAUAGAGUUGGCGAAAAAGACGGACUAGUAUGGCGUGCUUUCACGUGACCACCCUUUCUUUCCAACAGGGUUUAUAGAAAAUAUAGAAGAGAAAAAUAAAAUAAGACAAAGAAAUAAGAAAAUAAGAAAACUUGCUGCUUACCUAAAUCAGUGUAAAUACAGGUAAUUUAUUAUUUAUUAUUUAUUAUUUUUUAUCUCUGUUUCUUGGCGCCCAAUAAAACCCCUUCCAUUAUUUUGCCUUAGGGAGUUGGAGGUAUAAGUUAUAACAUAAAACUCAAGAGCAUGGCUGUAGUCGGCGUACUUCGCCCGCUUGCUCGGGCCCCGGUCCGGAGGCUUGCGAGAACCUACGCAACUUCGAUACCGUCGAAGGCCCACCAUCGGGUGGUUAUUGUCGGUGGAGGUUCGGCCGGAGUCACUGUUGCCGCUCAAUUACAACGGAGCACGGAUCUGGAGAAGAAAGAUAUCGCCAUCCUAGACCCUGCACAAACUCACCACUACCAGCCAGGAUGGACACUUGUCGGUUCCGGGUUGAGGGACCUUGCAGACAUGCACAAGCCCUUGUCGUACGUCAUUCCGGAGGGCGUGAAGCAUUAUCCCCUGAGAGUGUCCACCUUUGAUCCCGCAAACAACGCGGUGAAGACGGCUGAAGGUGUCGACGUCUCAUACGACUACCUCGUAGUAGCUCCAGGUCUCGAGACAAACUUUGCCGGCAUCUCAGGUCUUGAGCAAGCUCUACAAGAUCCCGCCAGCCAGGUGUCGUCUAUCUACUCGGACAAGACGGUCGAGCAAGUAUGGAAAAACAUCAAAGACUUCAAAAAGGGGCAGGCUAUCUUCACUCAGCCUGCAGGUAUUAUUAAAUGUGCGGGCGCUCCUCAGAAGAUAAUGUGGAUGGCCCAUUCGCAAUGGGAAAGGUAUGGGGUUCGAAACAAUGUCAACAUCGCCUUCGCGACUGGCGCUGCUAGCAUGUUUGCCGUCCCCAAGUAUUCGCAGGCACUUGAAGAGUUGCGCAAGGAGCGCAAUGUUGAGGGCCUUUUCCAACAUAACCUAGUUAAGGUAGACCCGAAGAAAAAGGUGGCAACGUUUAAGAAUUUGGCGGAGGGUACCAAUGGAGCGCUGGUCGAGAGAGAGUUCGGCUUUCUACAUGUUGUCCCGCCCCAAAAGCCUUGGGACUGGGUUGCUAAGUCCCCGCUAGCCGACGCUGCAGGUUGGGUUGACGUGAAUAAGUCAACUACACAACAUACCAAGUACAAGAACGUCUUUUCCCUUGGCGAUGCGUCUAGUCUUCCGAACAGCAAAACCGCGGCAGCUAUCACGUCGCAAACGCCGGUUUUAAUAGACAACCUUUUAGCCGUCAUGAAAGGUGAGGAGCUCAAGGCGUCGUACGACGGCUACGCGAGUUGCCCCUUACUAACUGGCCACAACGAACUCAUGCUCUGCGAGUUCAAAUAUGGCGGCGUGCCCAAGGAGACGUUCGCAAAUAUAUUCGGGGGCCAGGAGACGCCCAGCCGGUUAUACUACCACCUGAAGAAGGAUUUCUUUCCGUUUGCUUACUGGAACUUCUACGUAAAAGGCACUUGGUUCGGUCCGCACGGAUUUUUGCGCCCUGAUACCACAGCAAAUUAAAUGUAAAUCCGAUUACCCCUUUUGUAAUAGUUAGCUUACCUGAAUAAAUAAUAUACAAUAGGCCUAUUUUGCUAUCAUGCACUAAUUUCUUUUCUUUUAUUUCGACCAGGAGGGUUGAUGCUAAACAGAUACGAGGAAAGAAUGUGUCUUCAGUCACAGGAACUCCACUUAUACCGAUACUUUUGUAGGAACAGUAGCCUAAAGCUGCAAGGGCCUUUUAACGUGUAGACGUGUCCAAGGUAUCAAUACAUAGGACAAUAAAAGGGGUUAUCUACCUAGAUACCCCUAGGGGUAACAUUUCCGUUGAGCGUCCCGGGGGAAAGAAAAAGUCUCGCCGGAUAACCCGGACAUCCACGUGGGAUCUGUCAGCCUGUCCUCGGUCCAGUCCCAGGCUGCCAGGAUAGCCCAAACCAGACGGUCACGUCUAUUACGAUAUGCACGUUUCGCACCUAGUAAUUCAUACACGCCUGAACACUAUCGGAUUCCUGGGCCCCCCAUGUGAGUGUCCACCGCGUGUCUGGAUACA
Messenger RNA from Daldinia caldariorum, 2204 nucleotides. RefSeq names its product FAD/NAD(P)-binding domain-containing protein. Gene Ontology annotation, cellular component: mitochondrion. Lineage: Eukaryota; Fungi; Ascomycota; Sordariomycetes; Xylariales; Hypoxylaceae. The coding region runs from base 338 to 1678 and encodes 446 amino acids. The transcript has 6 exons. Gene Ontology annotation, molecular function: FAD binding; sulfide:quinone oxidoreductase activity. The record is from RefSeq and is a predicted model, not a curated record.